Messenger RNA from Fraxinus pennsylvanica, 1410 nucleotides. NCBI's taxonomy places the organism in Eukaryota, Viridiplantae, Streptophyta, Magnoliopsida, Lamiales, Oleaceae. The record is from the annotation of a GenBank genome assembly.
AUGGCUUGUUUGGAUAGAAUUAACUGUAACAAUCUUAUAGAAGAAAUGCAAGAGCCCAGUGUCGAUAGAGAUAAAUUGAGCUACGAGAUUUUUUCGAUUUUGGAAAGCAAGUUUUUGUUUGGUUAUGAUGAUCAAAAGCUUUGGAUUCCAAAGCAAAUCUCACCGCUCAUUGAGCAGUCUAAAAACGAUGUCGUUGUGAACGACGGCGACGAUGUUCAGGCAAUGAAAUAUCAGAGAGGGAAAAUCUGCAUUCUGAGCAUCGACGGUGGUGGAAUGCGCAGCAUAAUUUCGGGUAAAGCGCUGUCGUAUUUGGAAACAGCGUUGAAGAAUAAGUCUGGAAAUCCGGAAGCCAGAAUAUCGGAUUAUUUCGACGUCGCCGCGGGAACCGGCAUCGGAGGAAUUUUCACGGCGAUGCUCUUCGCAACUAAAGAUCAGAACAGGCCGAUUUUUAACGCUGACGACACGUGGAAGUUUCUCGCAGCAGAAGGGAAAAAAUUCUACCGUUCAUGCAAGUCCAAGCCUAAUUUCUUCAAGAGAGUAUUUAACAAAACCGGCGGUGGAGGAAAUUCCGCCACCGGUUCAUCGACGGCGGGCUUAGAGAAGGCGAUGAAGGAGGCGUUUAUGGAUGAGAAAACCGGGCGGAGUUUAACGUUGAAGGACACGCUAAAACCAGUACUGAUUCCGUGCUAUGACCUCUCCACUACGGCGCCGUUUUUGUUCUCCCGAGUUGACGCUUUAGAAACGGACAGCUACAAUUUUAAGAUAUGGGAGGUGUGCUUGGCUACGUCGGCUGAACCUGGCCUUUUCGACCCGGUUUGCAUGAAGUCGGUUGACGGAUUGAACCGUUGCGUCGGGGUUGACGGGGGACUGGCCAUGAAUAAUCCGACCGGGGUGGCUAUUACGCACGUGUUGCAUAACAAGCAGGAGUUCCCAUUCGUUAGAGGAGUCGAGGACGUCUUGGUACUCUCAAUAGGCACGGGUGGCCAGCUGUUAGAGCACAGUUUCGAGUUUGAGCAAGUCAAGAAAUGGAAGGCAGAGGAUUGGGCUCGACCUCUGGCUAAGAUUUCUGGCGACAGCUCGGCCGAGUUGGUUGACCAUGCGGUCUCUAUGGCUUUCGGCCAGAACCGGAGCAGUAAUUAUGUCCGUAUUCAGGCAAAUGGAUCCAGUUUGGGUGGAUUUGGGCCAAAUGUCGACUCUGAUUGUAGCCCCAGCAAUGUAAAAAUGCUCAUCGCAAUGGGCGAUGAAAUGCUGAAACAGAAAAAUGUAGAAUCUGUUUUGUUCAGUGAAGAGGAGCUGCCGAAUAGCUCCUACUGUUGCAUUCAAGCAAGCUACUCCGAAACCUUCUUAAAUAUCUCCUAUUAUAAUCUAAAAAUUCCCAAAAAAAAGAAAAAGAAAAAGGUACAAAUGUAA